AUGGAAAUGUACAGUAAAGGACUAGCUGACAAUGCAGCUAUGCUUCGCGGUUCUAAUAUACCUAUUGAACCACCAUCAUUAGAAGAAAAUCCUGAUGUAAAUCAAUCACGCAAACUUUUAUUUGCUCUUAUUGGAAUAGAUCUAGUACUUUUUUUGAUAAAUUUUCUCUUUAUUAUUCAUUCAUAUGCAGCUAGUGAAUCGUUAGAAAGUCAGUCACCAAAUAGUAGUUCUCAAUUAGUUUUGAUUAUCGUAUCGUUAAUAUACUAUGGUUUUGGAUUAUUAGUAACGCACCGUUAUUAUCAAACAGGUUUACUUUUUUUUACAUUACUUGGACUAAUAGUACUUGUUUUCACAAAUGUAACUGUAAUUAAACUUUUAAUCCGAAUAGUUCACAUGGCAAAUCAUGUGGGCUUUGUUGCCGCUGGACUAAUCGUUGCCAUUAUAUUUGUUGCCAUCUGUGCUAUAGCGUCAGUUUUACAAAUAUUUAUCAUAAUAUACGCGUUUAAACUAUACCGAUUGCUUAAAAAAAAUAAGCAUUUAACAAUAGAACAAAUUUAA
Rotaria socialis is the source of this 558-nucleotide messenger RNA. The record is from the annotation of a GenBank genome assembly. Lineage: Eukaryota; Metazoa; Rotifera; Eurotatoria; Philodinida; Philodinidae.